AAGUUCAUGACUGGUCAUCUGCUUCAGAGGAAACAAGAGGUCAUUGAUGUCCUUCACCCUGGGACAGAAAUUUGGGAAACGCUAGCCAAAAUGUAUCAAACCACACCAGAUGUCUUCUUUGCAUUCAGACUCAGGAGCCUCUUUGGUCGUGGCAAGAUGACUGCCUUCAGCAUUAGCUGUGAUUCUUUGGAUUAUGCAAAGGACGAUGAGCCUCAACACAGGCUUGCAAGACAUGGCCUUUACCAAGAGCGGCAGACCGAGAGAGAGAGAGAGAGAGAGAGAGAGAACAGGAGGAAGGUCUGGGGACCUGCAAAGGCCAGUGUUGGUGUUGGCAGAAAGCGAGUGGAGUAG
Molecule: messenger RNA, 351 nt
Organism: Peromyscus californicus insignis
Lineage: Eukaryota; Metazoa; Chordata; Mammalia; Rodentia; Cricetidae
Product: 40S ribosomal protein S24-like
Exons: 3
Coding region: 7-351 (114 amino acids)
Biological process (GO): translation
Cellular component (GO): ribosome
Molecular function (GO): structural constituent of ribosome
Source: RefSeq, a predicted model, not a curated record